Prunus dulcis (almond) is the source of this 2322-nucleotide messenger RNA. Its product is annotated as protein KAKU4. The transcript is spliced from 14 exons. Gene Ontology annotation, biological process: nuclear membrane organization. The coding region runs from base 130 to 2085 and encodes 651 amino acids. The record is from RefSeq and is a predicted model, not a curated record. Lineage: Eukaryota; Viridiplantae; Streptophyta; Magnoliopsida; Rosales; Rosaceae. Gene Ontology annotation, cellular component: nuclear envelope.
CACAAACACAAAACACCCUUUUUAACCUCAAUCUCUCUCUCUUUACAACUAACUCUUCUAUCCCUUUCCCUCGUUCCCUCGGUUCCCAUUCCCUCUCUUUUUGGCUUCUCGUCUCGCGCACGAGAGCGCAUGGCCACCAUUUCCAGAUCCCGACAAGCCCUGGAGUCCCGAUCUGGCGGGAAAAUUGUCCGCCCUAGACGAGUCGCCGGUGCCAGGACUCCGUACGACCGGCCGAGAUUGGCAAACCCUGGCCCCGAAAACCCUAAUUGGUUCUCCAGGCUCAUCUACUCCCCUACUCGCAUGAUUGCCAGCGGCGCUGGGAAGAUAAUUUCCUCUGUAUUUAGCCCUGACUCUUCCUCCUCCUCUUCUUCAGAGGAUGGUACUGACGACGAAGAUGUUGAUGAUGAUGAUAUUUCUACUCAAGAAGAUGAUGGACUGAAUAAGAGGAAUGGGACAUCAGGAAAGCUCAGUUUCUUUAGGAAGGAGCCCCCAGCAACACUAGGGAAGAGCGACAACAAGCAUGUAAUUGAACAACUGCUUAUGCAGGAGACCUUCUCAAGGGAAGAAUGUGAUAGGUUAAUAAAGAUUAUUAAAUCGAGAGUCGUAGGUUUUACCACUGCUGAAGAUGCAGAGAAUACAAGACCAAAUGUAGACACGCCUGAUUUCUGUGGAACAGCUGUUACGGAGGCAAAAAAAUGGUUGAAGGAGAGGAGGUUGGGAUCAAGUUCAAAGUCAGAUUCGGAUCAUGGAACCUGCACCUUAAAUUCUCUUAUGUUCCCACAAGGGGCUGAAGACAAAGGUGGUUCACCAGUGGAUGUAGCCAAGCUGUAUAUGCGGGCACGUCCUCCAUGGGCAUCUCCUUCUAUUAAGCAUGGAGAACUGAGAUCUCCAUCAUCAACAGGGAUGCAACUUUUCAAUGAAGAAACCCCAUAUUCAAUUGGUGGCAAUUCUGUGUCUACAUUGAAGCUGAAAAGGGACUUCCGUGCCACUGGGUCCUGGAAUAUCCAGGAUGAAAUACGAAGAGUGCGAUCGAAGGCAACAGAAGAAUUGCUGAGGUCCCUACCUUCAACAAGAAUUGAUUGGUCUGCAUCUACUUUAGGAAAUAGAAGUACCUCGGGUUAUUUGGUGGAUGGAAAACAAGAAGUUGAAAUGGGAGAUAAAAUUCACAAUUCUAAGAAUUCCAUAGGUGCAAACGUGAACUUGUCUUCUGGAGUAACUACAUCCUAUGGCUCCAAUGUUUCGGAGAAGACACAGUACGAGUUACAGAAAGAAGCUUUGCCACUUCCGGCUAUUAUCAGUUCCGAACAAAAUCAGGAUUCAGAUGUCGCUGCAAUUGAUGGAAAAGGAGGUUCUCAGAAUGCCUUAGAAGGGGUGUCAACCACUGGACAGCGACUUAAGGCAUCUGAAGAUAUGAAGACUGCUCCCAGUUUACUUAAAGGUGUCAUAUCUGUCUCUGAUGUCAAUAUGAUAAGGCAUGGCAAACUUGUCUGUGACACUGUUGCUGGUGAUUUUGGCGGGCAGAAGAACUCUAAUGGGACUGAACAGCGAAACACAGACAUAGGAGGAACCUCAGAAGUUGGAGAUUCAAAAUUACAUGACAUAACCUGUUCAACAACUGGAGAAGUGACUGGAUCAAGAAAUGCUUAUACCACAAAUGGUUUCCCUUCUUCGGUAGCCAGUUUGUCCGCACCAGACUUGGGUAUAGAAGAAAACCCUAUACUUAAUGGGGAAACUAAUCCAGUCACCUCAAGCCAUGAGAAGGUAGCUGUAGAUCUCACUGUGGAGGAAGAAGCCCAUGAGUUUUUCAACAAUGCUACUGUCGAGGUCGCCAAUAAAAAUGAAAAUGACGGCGUGCCUUUGAGUGAAGCUAGUAUUGAGGUACCCGAAUCGAUUGAAAAUUAUAUGGAUGUCACAAAGGACAACGAUUUUGUUGCCACUGGCUCCCAAAACAGCUCUAGUAUGGCCGAUGAAUAUUUUUCUCAGGAGCUGACCCAGCCGAAUUCAAAAAGCACCCCCGUCGUUGAGAAGCAGAAGGGAAAGAGACUCAGCAGAUACAACAGGAGAGGCAGGUCACGGGGCAAAUGACACUGAAUGAAUUGUGGCUUUUGUACCUUACUGUAUAAUUUAUUGUAUUCUAGCCUUUGUAAUUUGCCAAUUUUUUUUAUUUAUGUUAACAAGGUAGGAACUACUGUUGGGAAUUUUUAUGUCAUGGGAUUUUAGUCUACGUUUAGCUAGACUUGAAAGGAAAUUGUAGAGAAUUUUCCAAAUUGAUUGGAAUUGUGAAAACCAUCUGUUUGAGUAUGCCCGAUAUGUUGACAUUAA